Messenger RNA from Hydra vulgaris (swiftwater hydra), 1419 nucleotides. Its product is annotated as U5 small nuclear ribonucleoprotein 40 kDa protein. The record is from RefSeq and is a predicted model, not a curated record. Gene Ontology annotation, molecular function: protein binding; RNA binding. NCBI's taxonomy places the organism in Eukaryota, Metazoa, Cnidaria, Hydrozoa, Anthoathecata, Hydridae. Gene Ontology annotation, cellular component: catalytic step 2 spliceosome.
GUUUAAUUUUUAAACAAAUAGUUUUUAGUUUUUUUUAAAUUUAGACCUGAGAUAAAUUAAAAAGCUUUUAUGAUGGAACUUCCUGUUGAAGCUGGAACAAAACGAAGAUAUGAUUUUGGCGGCAAUGACAUAAUGGAAGUAACUGGGUUUGGUCAAUUAGUGCCGGUAACAAAAAAGCAAAAAGAUGAAGUUGCUUUGCUAAAUGAACAAGCAAAUUUGACUACACUUCCAAGAUCUUCAAAUUUACAAGCUCCAAUCAUGCUUUUGACAGGUCAUGCUGGAGAAGUGUUUUGCAGUCGUUUUCAUCCUUCUGGGCAGACCUUAGCAUCUGCUGGAUUUGAUCGUUUGAUACAUUUAUGGAAUGUUUAUGAUGACUGCAACAACUUUGCAAUAUUAAAGGGCCACACUGGAGCUAUUCUUGAUUUGCAUUAUACUCCUGAUGGAGAAACUUUAGUAACUUGUUCCUCUGAUAAAACAAUUGCAUUAUGGGAUUAUGAGACUGGUAUUAAAGUUAAAAAGUAUAAAGGACAUGCAUCUUUUGUUAACUCAUGUUGCCCUGCUCGUCGUGGUCCUGAAAUUGUAAUUAGUGGAUCUGAUGACUGUACAAUAAAGAUCUGGGACAGACGGUUGAAAACAUCAGUACAAACAUUUCAAAACACGUAUCCUGUAACAGCAGUUUGUUUUAAUGAUACAACAUCACAAUUUAUGUCAGGAGGAAUCGAUAACGUUAUAAAAGUAUGGGAUCUACGGAAAAAUGACAUAAUGUUCAAAAUGCAAGGACAUACAGACUCUGUAACUGGAUUCCGUUUAAGUCCUGAUGGUUCAUUUCUUCUUUCUAAUGCUAUGGACAAUACUGUGCGUGUUUGGGAUAUCAGAGCAUUUGCUCCUGUUGAAAGAUGUUUAAAAGUGUUUAGUGGGAUUACUCAUAAUUUUGAAAAGAAUCUCCUUAAAUGUGCUUGGUCUCCUGAUGGUAGAUAUAUAUCAGCCGGAUCAGCAGAUAGGUUUGUUUACGUUUGGGAUACAGUUACUAAAAAGAUUUUGUAUAAGCUUCCUGGACAUAACGGAUCAGUAAAUGAUGUUGACUUUCACCCUUCAGAGCCUAUUUUAAUGUCUUGUAGCAGUGAUAAACAAAUAUAUCUUGGUGAACUUUUUGCUGGAUAAAGGACUUGAAUUUCACCGUAUUCGAAGCUAUCAUUAGUAUUAUUGAAAAUAAUAUGCAGAUGAUGACAAUAUACUAAAAUACAUUUAUGCUCAUUUCAUUAUCAAUUUCUCAAACAGUUUUUCAAGUUAUAUAAAAUUAAUUGCGAGAUUUAACAUUCAAUGUUGAUAAGUUAAUACAUUUAAUGUCGCGUUUAUUUGGAUUUUAGAUUUUACAAUGUUCUCACUUUCAAUUUUUUAUUUAUAAAGUGAAUAUGCGCA